Molecule: messenger RNA, 1406 nt
Organism: Umbelopsis ramanniana AG
Lineage: Eukaryota; Fungi; Mucoromycota; Umbelopsidomycetes; Umbelopsidales; Umbelopsidaceae
Exons: 4
Coding region: 121-1179 (352 amino acids)
Source: RefSeq, a predicted model, not a curated record
AACGGCAAUUCAUUUAGUCCAUACAGAAUACCGACAUCCGACGAAUAGUUGUUGUAGACCCUGUGGAGGAAUUCAGUUUUAGCUUCACGUUGGCUCAUCCGUUGCCAUUAGAACUGAUAAAUGGCCGUAUUGCCCCCGCUUCCUCUGGCCACCUUUAUACUCUUAGCUCCGAUACUUUACCACUUCAGCAGCCCUCCUGCUCUAUCCGUCGUCAUACUAUACGCUCACUCUGCUAGUAUUAUAAUAUGGCUUACUUCUAUACCGGAAAUACGGCUAUUGUUACAAACCGUUCUAGGCUUUUCGUCAGGACGUGCGUUAUCACACUCUCCGAGUGAAAUGUAUGGCUUGCAGCAUACUUUAUACAACAUUGAUGUCUCUCCACAAGGGUACUGGUUCAAUAUGGGACUAUGGGACGAGAAAAAUAUGGUUUUUGCGGACGGUUGUCGUGCCUUGGUGCACAAAGUUAUAGAUGCAUUGGGUGGUCAAGAUAAGGUACGCAAUACCCGAGUCUUAGAUGUUGGAUUUGGUUGUGGCGACUCUUGCUUCAUGAUGGCGGAGGAGUAUGGAUGCAAUGUCGUUGGCAUUACUAUUGAAGACUCACAGUAUGAAAUAGCACAGGGCCGCCUCCUGAAAUUAACGGACACUUUGAAUUCAAAAAUCAAUUUAUUAAAAGGAUCAGCAACAGACCUAUCCAAGUUGUUGAACCCAAAAGAUAAAUUCGACAUAAUCGUCGCUGUGGAUUGCGCCUAUCACUUUGAUACUCGAUGGUCUUUCUUGCGUUCAAGCUUAGGUCAUCUUUCCCAUUCUGGUCAGAUAGGCCUGUUUGAUGUCGCCAUCCAGCCAAACGCAUUCAACCACCCAUUGAAACGCUGGCUGUUUGAUAAGAUUUGUUCAGGUGGAAAUAUACCAGUACAGAACAUGGUCAAUGCCGACGAGUAUGAGGCUAAGUUACAAGAAAUUGGAUACGUGGAUAUACAUAUUGAACGUAUAGAUGUUGAACGCGUUUAUGGUGGACUCGCUCGUUUCUUGAAGCAACAUGCCGCCAAUUUGACUGAAGCAGGACUGGAACUAAGCUUUGGAAAUUACAAUAGAUUGAUCACGGUUGCCAAAGUACUCGACUUAUUAUGCUGGGGAAAAUGGAUCGAACCUGUGGUAGUCACUGCCAAAAAGCCGAUGUGAAAUAAAGCUAUACCAUUCUUGAAUGAUCUAUGGCUGUCAAUCACUUGGUUUGAAAAGCAACUUGUACAAUGUCUGUGGGAGCCAACUUUGUCAAUCACCGACCGGAGUUGAAUUUUUUUUACCAAUCUUUAGUUUGUCCAAGUUACCAGCUCGUUCCAACUGUCCUUCUUCACAUUCUCAACAUUUAUACAGAAAUGGCUUCUGAACAAAUCAAAGUUGGUGACAUC